AUGAGUGCCAAAGCCAGCAUAGAACAAAAUUCUUUUGAGGAGAAAAAAAUACCAUCAGAUACUGAAUUGCUUGAUGUCCAAUCCUCCCAAAGUGAAAAUGAUUUAACGCUGUCCUCGAGCGAAAAGAAUGCAAAAGUACAAGAGCUUGCCCAAGCAUACAAUAUUAACCAUAAGAAGUUAAUGUGGAAAAUUGAUUUGUGUGUUGUCCCACCUUUUUGUUUGUUAUAUUUCCUUGCGUUUCUAGACAGAGUUAAUAUUUCAAAUGCAAACGUUUACGGAAUGUCUAAGGAACUAGGCUUGAGCAAUAACCAGUUUUCUGCUGCUUUAACUGUUUUUUUUGUUCCGUACAUUGUCUUUGAAAUUUUAUCAAAUUUUAUGUUAAAGCUUGUCAAACCUCACUUAUGGUUGGCUGCGAUGAUAUUUUUAUUUGGAGUUGUUACCAUUUGUAUGGCAUGGUCCAGAAAUUACGGUGGCUUGAUAGUUUGCAGAUUGUUUUUAGGAAUUUUUGAAGCCGGUUCCUUCCCAUCUAUCUUCUACAUAAUGGCAAACUUUUACACUUCUGCUGAAUCUCAACGAAGAUUCUCUAUUUUCUUCAGUUGUACCUGUUUAGCUGGAGGUUGUGCUGGUGCACUAGCAUAUAGAAUACAUGAUUUAAAUGGUGUUCAUGGACUACUUUCUUGGCAAUGGAUCUAUGUCAUUGAAGGUGCAUUUACAGCAGGCUUGGCAAUUUUACUGUACUUUAUUGUUCCUGAUUUCCCAGAAGAGUCAAGAUUUUUGGAUGCUAAUGAAAGAGACUUCUUGAAGAAAAAGCUAGAAAUAUUUCAAGGUAACUCCGGUUACGAAAUUAAGCAAACAUGGAAAGAUGUGGGUAAAGUCUUUAAAGAUCCAGUUAUCUACAUUUGUGCUAUUACUUAUUUCUGCUUUAUCAUCCCUGCCUACUCUUAUGCCUUCUUUGCGCCAACAAUCAUUAAGCAACUAGGAUAUACUGCGAUGGAAGCUCAGCGUCAUUCAAUCUAUCCAUGGCUUGCUUCUAUGGGUUUCAGUAUAUUAAUUGCAUUUGUUUCAGAUUACGUGCGAAUCAGAUUGCCAUUUUUAAUACUAGCAACAAUUGUCUCUAUAAUUGGCUUUGCGGUCACAGUUGGAUGUGUUGAUCAACCGUUGGUAAAAUAUGGUGGUUGCUUCUUACUUGCUGCUGGUUUGUAUACUGCAAUGCCAAUAUUAAUCUGUUGGGUAUCCUUAAAUUUUUCAGGGCAUACGAGAAAGAGUGUUGGUACUGCAUUUGUUAUUGGGUUUGGUAAUAUUGGUGGUAUUGUUGCAGCCUUCCUUUUUCCAAGUAAUGAUGCUCCAAAAUUUAUCAAAGGGUUGAGUGUAGGAUUGGCAUUUUCAACUUUUGCCUUAGUGUGUAUUUUUUCCUACUUUGGUUUAUUGGUCUACAGAAAUAGACAAAAGCAAUCUCUUACGUACCGAGAGGCAUGGGAACAACUAGAUCCAAGGGAGAAAAUUAUGAGGGGUGAUUUGAACCCUGAUUUUAAAUACAUGUAUUAG
Messenger RNA from Pichia kudriavzevii, 1545 nucleotides. RefSeq lists its product as uncharacterized. Bases 1 to 1545 code for a protein of 514 amino acids. The record is from RefSeq and is a predicted model, not a curated record. The transcript has a single exon. Gene Ontology annotation, biological process: transmembrane transport. Lineage: Eukaryota; Fungi; Ascomycota; Pichiomycetes; Pichiales; Pichiaceae. Gene Ontology annotation, molecular function: transmembrane transporter activity. Gene Ontology annotation, cellular component: plasma membrane.